CGCUGCCCUCGACAGCGUCAAGUUUGGGAGUUGCACUAGUUUGCGAGGUGAGGGAGAGGCCGGGCGGCGGGCCAUGGAGGAGGACCGGGGGUCGGCGCUGCCGGCCGAGUCGGCGCUGGAGAAGAACGUGGCGGAGCUGACCGUCAUGGACGUGUACGACAUCGCGUCGCUGGUGGGCCACGAGUUCGAGCGGGUCAUCGACCAGCACGGCUGCGAGGCCAUCGCGCGCCUCAUGCCCAAGGUCGUGCGCGUCCUGGAGAUCCUGGAGGUGCUGGUCAGUCGCCACCACGUCGCGCCCGAGCUGGACGAGCUGCGACUCGAGCUGGACCGCCUGCGCCUGGAGAGGAUGGACCGCAUCGAGAAGGAGCGCAAGCACCAGAAGGAGCUGGAGCUGGUGGAAGACGUGUGGCGAGGGGAGGCACAGGACCUCCUGUCCCAGAUCGCCCAGCUGCAGGAGGAGAACAAGCAGCUCAUGACCAACCUGUCCCACAAAGACGUCAGCUUCUCCGAGGAGGAGUUCCAGAAGCACGAAGGCAUGUCGGAGCGGGAGCGGCAGGUGAUGAAGAAGCUGAAGGAGGUGGUGGACAAGCAGCGGGACGAGAUCCGUGCCAAGGACAGGGAGCUCGGUCUGAAGAACGAGGACGUCGAGGCCCUGCAGCAGCAGCAGACCCGGCUGAUGAAGAUCAACCACGACCUCCGGCACCGCAUCACGGUGGUGGAGGCCCAGGGGAAGUCCCUGAUCGAACAGAAGGUGGAACUGGAGGCCGAGCUGCAGAGCAAGGAGCAGGAGAUGGGCAGCCUGCGGGUGGAGCUGGGCAAGCUCCGGGAGCGGCUGCAGGGGGAGCACAGCCAGAAUGGCGAGGAGGAGCCUGAGACGGAGCCGGGCGGAGAGGAGUGUGUCUCAGAGGCGGACAAGGCGGCCAUGGAUCACAAGGACCCCAACCGCCCCCGUUUCACGCUGCAAGAGCUGCGGGACGUGCUGCACGAGAGGAAUGAGCUCAAGUCCAAGGUGUUUCUGUUGCAGGAAGAGCUGGCGUACUAUAAGAGUGAAGAAAUAGAAGAGGAGAGUCGAAUGCUGCAGCCUCCGCCUGUCGCCCACCCGCGACUGUCCCCCCAGCCGGAGUCUGGGAUCAAGCGACUGUUUAGCUUCUUCUCUCGCGAUAAGAAGCGUCUGGCCAACGCACAGAGAAUCGUGCACAUCCAGGAGUCCUGUGGCCCGUGGGCCAACUCCCACCGCGACGACGGUUACACAGAGCAAGGACAGGAAGCCCUGCAGCACCUGUGACCGUGGCCCACCUCUGCCCUCGGACCGGAACUGUCCACUGCCAGCGCCUGCGGUGUCACCGGCAGCCCCAGGUGUCGCUUGUACACCCUCAGAACUGGUCCCUCAGACGAACUGUCGCUUUGAGGAAGCACAUGGAAAAACUGAUGCCAAACUCUAAGGAAAUGUUUAUUUAUAGCCAGGGCUAUCACCGUUUGUAAUAGAUGACUCUGAUCCCUUAGGAUAUAUAUUUAAUAAGAAAUGUAGGGAGGCCAGACUUUUGCAUUAACUUCAGUAACACAAGCUUCUUUAAGCCAAAUACACCACUUGCCAUUGUCA
This is a messenger RNA of Pteropus alecto (black flying fox), 1600 nucleotides long. RefSeq names its product Rab interacting lysosomal protein like 1 (gene RILPL1). Gene Ontology annotation, cellular component: cytoplasm; ciliary basal body. Gene Ontology annotation, molecular function: protein dimerization activity. The record is from RefSeq and is a predicted model, not a curated record. The transcript is spliced from 7 exons. NCBI's taxonomy places the organism in Eukaryota, Metazoa, Chordata, Mammalia, Chiroptera, Pteropodidae. Gene Ontology annotation, biological process: cilium assembly. Bases 74 to 1285 code for a protein of 403 amino acids.